UCUAUAGUGAAACCCGGCAAUGCUUUCCUACGUAAAGACUUAAGGUUUCUUUAAGAGUUAAAUUCUUUUUAGUCUGGCAAGUCGGCCAUUGACAGUGCGUGAAAGUAAAAACCCGCUUGCUGAUCGGUAAAUAUCAGAUACAUCCACACCACCAUGGGUAAGAUCAUGAAAUCAGGAAAGGUCGUGUUGGUCCUGGGUGGACGUUUUGCCGGCCGAAAGGCAAUCAUAGUCAAGAACUAUGAUGAAGGAACCAGUGAGAAACCUUACGGCCAUGCCCUUGUUGCUGGAGUGGACAGGUAUCCCAGGAAAGUCACCAACAAGAUGAGCAAAAAGAAGGUUGCCAAGAGAUCCAAGAUCAAGGCCUUCGUCAAGAUUGUCAACUACAACCACAUGAUGCCAACCCGUUAUUCAGUGGACCUCAGCUUUGACAAGAAUUUGGUCAACAAAGACUCCAUCAAAGAUCCCUUGAAGAGGAAGAAGGCGCGAUUUGCCGUCCGAACCAAAUUCGAGGAGAGGUACAAGUCCGGCAAAAACCGUUGGUUUUUCAGCAAACUGCGAUUCUAAAUGCUACUGGCAUGUAUCCUAUGACAAAAUAAAUCACUUGGAUGCAAAA
This is a messenger RNA of Daphnia pulicaria, 613 nucleotides long. RefSeq names its product 60S ribosomal protein L27-like (gene RpL27). The record is from RefSeq and is a predicted model, not a curated record. Gene Ontology annotation, cellular component: cytosolic large ribosomal subunit; ribosome. Gene Ontology annotation, molecular function: structural constituent of ribosome. The transcript is spliced from 4 exons. Bases 154 to 564 code for a protein of 136 amino acids. Gene Ontology annotation, biological process: translation. NCBI's taxonomy places the organism in Eukaryota, Metazoa, Arthropoda, Branchiopoda, Diplostraca, Daphniidae.